AUACCAUAUCAGUGCGUCGAUGAGCGGUUAUGACUGCAUAAUUAGGCAUUAUGCUUCGACUCUUCUAUCUAAACAAGUUUUAGCGAAAAUUCUACUGAAGAACUCGUUUUCAAAUGCAACACUUUGCCUUGUAGGUCUAACAUCUGCACACGCAUUAUCAAAAUCGAAGAAGGGGCACAUCAAGGAACCCACCAAUCACAUGCCAAGAUGUAUGUCUUUACGGCGAUCUUGGUCAUCUACGGCUCCAUGUUCUUGAUUGGCGUCCCGGCAAACGGCUUUUUGAUAUGGGUCUACUACAAGAUGUCAAAGAUGCGCAGAAGGGCAGGUCAGAUGUGUGCCUUCAAUGGUUUCACAUCAACAGAUCUGCUACUCCUAGGAUUAGCUGCCAUCGAUUUUACAGCUUGUGUGACGGCACCUUUCAACGUCGGCUUUUCAAUAAUAAAUAAAGACUGGAGGUGUAAAUAUGUCUACAUUAUGAGUCGACAUGGAUGCCUAUCAGCCCUCUUCAUGACUGUUGCCGUAGCUGUGUAUCGAUAUCAUAUCAUCUUAUACGGUGUCAAACCUUGGUCACGAAGUCCUUGGAUCAUUGGAUUGGUCUUUACCUUGUGUAUUGUCCUAGCUUUCUUGACACACUCAGGUGUAUUAUUAUAUGCAGAGUAUAGAGUCGGGGUGUGUUUGCCUUUCGGGAACCGACGACAAGGACUGUGGAUUUACCGGGGGUUUGUCGUAGGCCUUUACUUUGCAUGCCUCACCACGGUCCUCGGUCUUUAUGGUAAAAUUAUUUGGUUUUUGAGAAGAUGUCGUUCCAGGUACAUUCACCCUGUAGGAUCGCUUGAUGAUAAACCCAAAGAACUAGACUGUGAGCCAAAGUUGGAAACGAAAGUAGCUAUUGCGUGUUCAGAAGAUCCCAUGGAGCCUUCGACAUCUAAGAAUACAGCAUUUAUCAUGGAUGGGGCAAAAUCCGAAGGUAAAUCUGAAAGCAAGAAGAUCGACGCUUUAACCACCAACAGAGCAGAGAUCAACCAUGUCAACCGCGACGGAAAGACUCAUGUAACAGAUCCGACUGCCUCUAAAGAUGUCCCAACUGUCCCUGAAACAUUGCAUGCCAAGUCUAAACAGUUCACAGAUGACGUCGUGACUCAGCAGCGUCUGGUUAAGGUACGAGUGAAGCGGAAUGACCAUGUCAAGGCAACAAAGAUGGUCAUGAUUUUAACAUUGAUUAUCUAUCUUGCCUGGCUACCAUACGUCAUAAGCAGUCUCUUAGGAGAACAGAUCCAAUACUUUCUCCGGGAAAAUGACCAAUCACUGGUUGCACCCUUGGUAGGAGUAAUGGCAUUCUUGGUCCGUCUAAGAGAGGUCGUUCACGUCGCAAAUCUCUUCGUUUAUGUUGCAUCUAACGACAGAUUUCGGAAAGCAUGUAAGAAAAUUCUGGAAAGUACCGUCUUCUCAAAGUGUCUACGAUAAAAUAUUAGUAACUUAUUCUUUAACACAAGUUCGGGCAUAAAGGUAGAAUGGCAACUAGUUUUGACUGACCACCGCAGGUCGCAAUUCG
Molecule: messenger RNA, 1552 nt
Organism: Lytechinus pictus (painted urchin)
Lineage: Eukaryota; Metazoa; Echinodermata; Echinoidea; Temnopleuroida; Toxopneustidae
Exons: 2
Coding region: 208-1464 (418 amino acids)
Biological process (GO): neuropeptide signaling pathway
Cellular component (GO): plasma membrane
Molecular function (GO): G protein-coupled peptide receptor activity
Source: RefSeq, a predicted model, not a curated record